AUGCCAGCCCCUAUUUCCGAGGAGAUGCGGCCGGAUCUGCAUCAGGACCAGCUCGAAGCCGUGGGCAAGGCGUUCGAUGCCCUACUACUAACAUUGUACCGGCUUACCAACAGACACAAUGAACUCAAGCAACAUACCGAGGAUGUCUUCAAACAGUACACCGAUGUUAUCAGGCAGCUACCUCCUCCAGAUAGACCUCGUGCGAUGGAGGUACAGCAAAGGUUAUUGGAUCAACAGAAAGAAUUGUGUCUAGGCCUUGUGCACAACAAACCUCCAAUCGAAGAGCAGUCGCUCAAUUCCAUGCAUGUAAUCAAGACCCUCGUUUCACACCAAAAUGUAGACGAAAAUGCCACUCGGGCCAUCGUGGCUGGGGUUAAGGGCUAUAAGGCUCUACUCCGUACCCAGGAUGGUGUUUCCCAAAUGUCCUCUACCAAUUCUUGCAUGUUUGUGCGUGGCCCAGACUCUGUGUACCUGGAGGAAGACUUCACCACCAACGGUGCUCAGGGUAGCCUGCACUGCCCAUUCUCAAAACCCAAGGCACCCUCAGGAAGUGAGGCGUUGAAUGGGACGGAUGAUGGCCCUAAGAUUCAAGUUGAUACAUGUGGUCACGAGAAUUUGGACCCUAUCAAGGCCGAACAGGACGAACGACGGUCCAGUACAACGCCAUCUGUGCGGACCUCGGGAAGUCGAUGCCCUGUUUCAAGAUGUCCUAUUCGAUACUUGGACAAACAUUCGCCAGAGGAAAUUGCCGAGUAUGUGGAGAGACAUAAGCAUGAAAUUCCUCGAAGCCAUGCCAUCUGCGUGAAGCGCUACCAGAGAGACCCUCAGAAUAUGCGACAGCUGGAUGCGAAGUAUGGCGGAUUGAUUAAUAUGAUAAGUGGUCUUUCAGCCAAGCAUCAGGCUUUCUUGCCAGCAAAUGGCGAUGGCGAUGGCCAGGCGCCGUCUGUGUCUACCGAGAGAGUUGAGAAAUGGGCAGAGAACUUGGACCCAGCCGAUCCCGGACCUCCGCCACCUCCGGAUGAGAAUGAGAAUGAUAAUGAGAACGAUGAUGACCGCAAGGGUCGCUUUGACCGUCCUCUCCGCGAGGUACGCUUGGGUGAAUCCCCAAGCCGACCAUGGGGUAUUCCUGUACCCAUCACCCAGCAAACCAGCGCUUCACUUCCCUUCUCUGGAUCUCUACCUGGCCCUAUGUCUCCUGAGUCUCAUGUCGGACCCCUUGAGACCACCGAUGCCUCAUCUAAGCCGGCCGGUCGCUGCCCAUUUGGACAUGGUGCCCCCAAGCCAGAAGCAGCUGAACCCGUUUCAGCGCCUCCUCCCCCCGUUGCCGCUGCCCCCGAAGUCGAACGGUCGGUGUCACCUCUGUCCAAUUGGGCCAAACAUGUCCAGCCUGCUCAAGCGGAUGCCGAUUCCCCCCAGGGUGAUCCCACUGCCAAGGCAAACACAAAUCCCAUGCCAUCUCAUGUCACGUUCAAUGGACCGGUGUUCUUCGGAUAUUCAGCUGAGCAGACGGCUAGCUUGAUGCAACAACUGCGUAAUAUGGGGAUGCAGCUAUGA
This is a messenger RNA of Penicillium odoratum, 1554 nucleotides long. RefSeq lists its product as uncharacterized. Bases 1 to 1554 code for a protein of 517 amino acids. NCBI's taxonomy places the organism in Eukaryota, Fungi, Ascomycota, Eurotiomycetes, Eurotiales, Aspergillaceae. The transcript has 2 exons. The record is from RefSeq and is a predicted model, not a curated record.